AUUGAAUUAAUCUAUGUGCUGAGAGAGAGAGAAAGAGAGAGGAGGAUCGAAUGGUAGCUCCUCCAAGCUUAUACUAGUCGCAUCGAAGCUGAAGCGAGCUUUGGAGAAGAACAAGUUGACGACUUUAUUCCUACUCUCAGUGACUCUGCGGGUGCUUGGUGACAAGUAUCUUCUCUCUUGAAAGUCUCCGAUGUCGCAGAGAUGGAGCAGCAGAAAGAAGAGUCGGCUUCCGUUGGCGGGUCUUCUCUUUAUGCUCGUUGUCACCAUUAUGAUCCUCUUCAACGAGCGUAGCAUUCAGCAGAUCCACUACCACGCCUCGACGACUCACACUCAAAUUCUCCGUCAACCUUCCUCUUUCACUUUCGUCAAGCCUAAUGUUCCUGCGAUUAACUUGGGAGCUCUUGAGGUUUUGGAUAGAUUCAGCAGAUGCAACUCCACGAAAGAUUACAGUGGGAAGAACAUCAGAUUGGUUGACCCGUAUGAACAAGACUCGGGUCAAGGACCAAAGGAGGAGCACUGUGAUGUCUUCUCUGGGAAAUGGGUCUUUGAUAAUUCAUCAUACCCUUUGCACAAGGAAUCUGAGUGCCCUUACAUGUCUGACCAGUUGGCUUGUCAGAAGCAUGGCAGGAAGGAUUUGGAAUAUCAACAUUGGAGAUGGCAACCUCAUGCCUGCAACUUGAAGAGAUGGAAUGUGACAGAAAUGUGGGAGAAGCUUAGAGGAAAGAGAUUGAUGUUUGUUGGAGACUCAUUAAACAGAGGCCAAUGGAUAUCAAUGGUUUGUCUGUUACAGUCUGUUAUUCCACGUGACAAGCAGUCUAUGUCUCCCAACGCUCACCUCACCAUUUUCAGGGCAGAGAACUACAAUGCCACGGUGGAGUUUCUCUGGGCUCCAUUGCUCGUGGAAUCAAAUUCUGAUGACCCGGUUAAUCACAGAUUGGACGAAAGGAUUAUCCGACCUGAUUCAGUUCUGAAACAUGCAUCAAAGUGGCAACAUGCUGAUAUCUUAGUCUUCAACACAUACUUAUGGUGGAGGCAAGACCCAGUCAAGAUCCGAUGGAGCAGUGAAGAAAAAGGGUCAUGCGAGGAGGUGAAGGGUGCCGAGGGAAUGGAGAUGGCAAUGAAUUCUUGGGCUGAUUGGAUUGCUAAUAAUGUCGAUCCAAACAAAAAGCGGGUUUUCUUUGUCACAAUGUCUCCUACGCAUCAAUGGAGCCGAGAAUGGAACCCGGGAAGCGAAGGAAACUGCUACGGGGAGAAGAAACCAAUAGAGGAAGAGAGUUACUGGGGAAGUGGGUCAGACAUUCCGACAAUGAGGAUGGUGAAGAGGGUUUUGGAGAGACUGGGACCGAAGGUUUCAGUUAUAAACAUCACUCAGUUGUCUGAGUAUCGUAAAGAUGGUCAUCCGUCGGUGUACCGGAAAUUCUGGGAACCUCUAAACAAAGACCGGUUGAAUAAACCGGCAUCGUAUUCAGAUUGUACUCAUUGGUGUGUACCCGGAGUUCCUGAUGUCUGGAAUCAAUUGCUUUUCCAGUUUUUGUGAAAAAUUUAUAUGAAUGAAAGUUUUUUUUGUCAAAAUUUGUUUGA
This is a messenger RNA of Capsella rubella, 1581 nucleotides long. RefSeq names its product protein trichome birefringence-like 35. The record is from RefSeq and is a predicted model, not a curated record. Gene Ontology annotation, cellular component: Golgi apparatus. The transcript is spliced from 6 exons. Gene Ontology annotation, molecular function: O-acetyltransferase activity. Lineage: Eukaryota; Viridiplantae; Streptophyta; Magnoliopsida; Brassicales; Brassicaceae. The coding region runs from base 191 to 1537 and encodes 448 amino acids.